Molecule: messenger RNA, 3697 nt
Organism: Ornithodoros turicata
Lineage: Eukaryota; Metazoa; Arthropoda; Arachnida; Ixodida; Argasidae
Exons: 4
Coding region: 936-3197 (753 amino acids)
Biological process (GO): DNA replication
Molecular function (GO): DNA-directed DNA polymerase activity; DNA binding; nucleotide binding
Source: RefSeq, a predicted model, not a curated record
CAUGCGAAUCACACCAUCUUUCACUUUUUUCCUGAGAGCCGAUACUAAUCGAUCCUCGCGUGGUUACAUAAGAAGAAAUUCCUGAGGAGGAAAAAUGAAAAUCCCUCCCAGCUGACGCUGUGAGGAUUACGAACAUGGGAAAUUCCAUAGCCGGAAGGUUGUCUGCCAACCAUUCGACUCAGAGAGUACAUGUUGCCAGGACACCGACGGAGUGUCAACGUGCGUUCAUCACAUAGACAACACACUUGCAAACACUCAUGCUGUUUUCCGAGGAAAGCAUGUCAUCGAUUUUGGAGAAACUCAACAAACUGAAAAAGUCGGGAGAUGGAGAAAUUCAAAAGAUGAGUAUGUUAUCGAAGAAUCAAAAAUUUGAUGUUCUGGAUAUUCGCAGAAUUGAGACAAUGUAUGGAGACACUGUCUACGUAGAAUUACUGACAGAUAAUGAGACCAAGGUGAAAGUCUACCUUCCGAAUAGAUUCAAGCGACUUUCGGACGAAGACCUGGAAGAGAUGAGACAGUUACCAAACCUCCAAAUGGAGAAGAAGGAUGGAUACCGCAAUGGCAAGAAGUUGGCGUAUCCAGACAUCAUUUUCACUAAUGGGAAGAAAAAGUAACUUCGUAAAUCAUGGUCACCUGUCACUUGUGUGCUCCACAUGAGCGACAGUUCUACGCAACACCGGUAGGACUCCAAAUUCAUCUGGCAAACGUACACCAACUGGAGACACCAUGCAUCCCAUUCUGUGAGACUUUAUGCACACUUCGAAAUUACACAAGACGCUUCGAGCUGCACUUGCAUGACAGAGACGAGGCUGGACAUGAUGUGACAACGUUCUUUCAUCUAUACGGACAGUAUAUUGGUAGUGUGUUGCGAUACUUUGGUUUCCCAUUACGUUUUUACAUCCUUCUCAAAGCAGAACUUGGACGACAUACAGUGGAUGAUGAUGAGAUACGACUUGAUACACGAUUCGUGCCUUCCAAGAUUACAUGACGAAAUUUUGGAGUGGAUACAGCAGAUUGCACCUCUGGAAAUGAGCGAAGAGAACGAACGCCAGCACGCCGCCGCCACCCACUGUAACUUUUGCAAAGAGUCGUUUGCAAAGAAACAGAAAGUGCGCGACCAUGACCAUGUAAGUGGAACGUUUCGACAAUCCUUGUGUCAAUCGUGCAACCUCAAUUUCAGAACACCUCAGAUGAUUCCAAUCAUUGCUCACAAUGCUAACUAUGAUAUGAGUUUCCUUGUGUCUCAUUUGCAUUUGCUCAAAAAAUCGAAAAUAAGAGUGAUUGCCAGCAGCUGUCAAAAAUUCAAAUCUAUUGACGUUGGGUCCUUUAGAUUCAUGGACAGUUUGAGUUUCCUAAAUGCAAGUCUUGAAAUGUUGGUGAAAAAUCUGCGUGAGAAGGGGGUGGAAAACUUUCAUUGUCUGCGACAGUUUUUCUCAAACGAAGAACACUUUGGACUUGUCGUUCGCAAGGGAGUCUUUUGCUACAGCCAUAUCACUGACUUCGAUGUCUAUGAUGAGCCUUGUUUACCACCUCGUGAGAAAUUCUUCAAUACACUCAAUGGAGUGGAAGUAAGUGAAGAAGACUACAACCAUGCGCAGAAUGUCUUCGAAAAAUUCCAAAUGACAAGUCUAGGCGAAUAUUCAGAUUUGUACCUGCUCACUGACACACUGCUUUUAGCAGACGUGUUUCAAAACUUUCGCAAAUGGACACUUGAUGUGCACAAAAUUGAACCCCUGCAUUUCGUAUCUCUCCCAGGGUUAAGCAUGUCCUGCGCACUAAAAAUGAGUGAGAUACAACUAGAACUCAUUCACGACCCUGAUGCGUACCUGCUAAUUGAGAAUGGCUUGCGAGGAGGUGUAACACAAUGCUCUCUUCGAAAAGCGACCGCAAAUAUUCCGGGAACAGAGCAGUUUGAUCCAACACAACCGACAAGAAUAAUUAACUACAUUGACGUUAACGGUCUGUAUGGAUCAGUAAUGCGGGAGUCGCUACCCUAUGGAGGGUUUCAGUGGUUGACAAAGGAAGAAAUUGAGAACCUAGACAUAACUCGCAUUCCACAUGAUGCAUCUAUUGGUUACUUUCUCGAAGUGGAUCUGUUGUAUGAUCAAGAAAUUCAUGAUCGUCAUAGUGAUCUUCCAGUUGCACCAGAGAAAAUGUCCAUUCCCUACGACCUAUUGUCAGACUACCAGAAACAGUUGAUGGAAAAGUUUGGGCUUCCGUCGAAAGCUAUCGAGCCAAAGCUGCUGCUAACAUUGUUCAACAAAGAGAAGUACUUUCUUCACUAUCGCAAUUUGCAGUUGUACAUGCAAUUGGGGUUGCAAGUCACAAAGGUUCACAGAGUUCUAAAAUUCAACCAGAAACCUUUUCUUCGUGACUAUGUGGAUUUCAAUCACGAACUGCGAAAAAAUGCCACUAAUACAUUCGAGCGUCAGAAAAGUAAGUAUAUGAUAAAUGCUGUUUUCGGCAGAUUUUGUAUGCAAGUGAGGAAAUUUGUAGACUGUCGCCUCACAGUGACAGACGAACAAGUUUUGAAACUCUUGCGUAAGCCAAACCUCAAACAGUUUCGAGCAUUAAGUGCUCAUGUAAUCCUGUUUCAGUUCUCCCAGGCAGUGCUUCAGAUGAAACAACCACUAUACUUGGGUUUCACAAUACUGGAACUCUCAAAGCUUAAGAUGUUUGACUUCUAUCACAAUCAUCUGAUGCGUGUAGCUCCCGAUACUAGACUGUUGUACAUGGACACAGAUUCCUAUAUAAUAUUGCUGAGCGAUGAAAAGACACUGCUUGAACUAGCUGACGAUCACUUGGACAACUCAGCCUAUGAGCAAGACAACCCUUUGUAUUCGACGAAAAACAAAAUGGUACUGGGCAAGUUUAAGAAUGAGAUGCCUCGUGAUCAUAUACUUGGUUUUUGUUGCUUAAAACCCAAGCUAUAUGCACUAGAUCUCUGUAGCAAGAAACAGUACAACCGUGCCAAAGGUGUAAAGCUGUGUGAAGCACGAAAACUUCACUUUUCCAUGUACACAGAUGCUCUUGAACAUGGCACAAUACACAGGGUUAAACAGAACCUCAUCGUGCAGAAGGACAACGUAAACAAAAGCGUGACCGUGAGAAAAAUAGCUCUCAACCCUCUGGACACAAAGCGAUAUAUUUGCUCGGAUGGAGUAGAGACAUUACCUUUUGGUAUGACAGUGUUGUGAUUAGCUACUGUAAUGAAAGAGUGGUGACUGUAUCGUAGCCUUUGUUAUGGAGUUCACAUGUUGAAUAAUACAAAGGGAAGUCAAUGCUUUUCUCAAGCAACACAAGUGACGAACCUUUUUUUGUAUCCCACAGGUACUUGUAAUUGUAAUUAAAAGUCCAGUGUCUCACAAAUGGUUGUAGUUGUGUUAUCCCUAUUCUAAUAAUUGUAUGCUUGAUUUAGAGAGUGAUGACUAUAAGCAGCAUCAUCUUGUAUUAACAUUCCCGAAAAAAAAAUGCUUUUUUUGGAGUAAUGCUCUCAACGUCCUUGUACUCGCACAAAAGUUUUGUAUGUAGCUUAUCUUGUAAUAUUGUUAUAAUGUUGUGCACGCAUCUCAGAGUCUCAAAAUGAAAUUGUAUACUUGAUUUAGGCAGCAGAUGACUGUAAGCAGCAUGUCUUGUAUUAUUCUGAAAAAAGUAACUUUUGGAGCGAUACUCUCAAUGUUCUUGUACUCACAGAAAA